AUGCCUCCCAAGAAAAGAACCAGAUCUGGUAAGGCAGGCGGAUCUAAGAAACAGAAGACAGCCGAAGGGGCCAAAUCUUCCCAACCUACAAUCCCAAUUGAUGAGGGAUUCAAAGAAGGCGGCGAUGUACAGGUUCACAUUGACGACGAUGGUACCAUUUGGGAUGCAUCUCUAAACCUCAGCAACGUUUCUGGCAAUAACAACAAAUUUUAUAUGCUUCAGCUCCUCGUUGAUGAGAGUAACGGCACGUACUAUGCACAUAAUCGAUGGGGAAGGGUCGGCGAGACUGGUCAAGUGAAGACGAUGGGCUUUGAUGAUUUAGAGUCUGCAAAGGAGGAGUACGACAAGAAGUUCAAGAGUAAGACAGGUCUCAAAUGGGAAGACAGGGGCCAGGAGCCUAAAGAUAAGAAGUACACCUUUGUCGAGCGUUCCUACGAUGAUGAUGACAAUGGGGAGGCUGAUGCUGAGUCUGACGAGGGCUACGGCAGCAGUGGCUCUGCUAAGAGCGAACUGGAUAUCUCAACGCAGAGACUCAUGGAGCUCAUCUUCAACGAAAAUCACUUCAACUCAGUGCUAGAGGAAAUCGGAUACAACAAAGAUAAGCUCCCGCUGGGAAAGCUGGGGAAGUCGAGCCUGCAAAAGGGGUUCGAGCAGCUGAAAGAAUUAUCGAGUUUGAUAAAGCAUCCCAGUCUGGCUAAGAACAAAUAUAACAGGGAUCGAGAAGAGGUCAUUGAAGAAUGGACAAACAAAUACUAUUCUACCAUUCCUCAUGUCUUUGGUCGCGACCGUCCACCACUCAUCAACAACGACGACAUCCUACGGCGGGAGGUGGCAAUGCUUGACACGCUGACGGACAUGGAAGUUGCCAACACAAUCAUGAACUCAAACUCCAAGUCCAAGGACGCAGCAUCAGUGCAUAAGCUGGAUGCACACUUUCAGAGUCUUAAGCUUAAGGAGUUAGCAGUGCUCGAGCACUCGUCACAAGAGUACAAGGUGAUUCAGAAAUACCUGCUCGACUCGAGUGCUCAGCAACACAGCCUGAAGUAUCGACUACAGGAUAUCUUCAGAGUCGAGCGGCCCGGGGAGAGUGAUAGAUUUGAAAAGAGCACGAAGUCAAUCAAGGAUUCUCGGAGACUCUUGCUUUGGCAUGGGUCUCGAACCACAAACUUUGGUGAUAUUCUAUCACAAGGUCUGCGUAUCGCACCUCCUGAGGCGCCAGUUAAUGGCUAUGCUUUUGGCAAGGGUGUAUAUCUUGCCGACUUGUCCUCCAAGUCGGCCAACUACUGUGUAUCAUCGCUCAGUGGCGGCGUUGGUCUCUUAAUGUUGGUUGAGGCUGAGCUCUCUAACCCGAUGUAUGAGAUUACAUCCGGAGACUCAGAUGCUGCUGAGAAAGCAAGAAAGAAGAACUGCAUUGCGACCAAGGGCGUAGGUCGUACUGGGCCAGCAGCAUGGAAGGAUGCCAGUUGUGUAAAUAAGCAACUGGAGGGUGUCAUAAUGCCCGAUGGAAAACCAGUUGACUCGAAGGAUCACAAGGGUGGAUAUCUCAUGUUCAACGAGUACAUCUCUUAUAACGUGGAACAUCUAAAGAUCCGUUACCUCCUAAAAGUAAGCAUGUGA
Xylaria bambusicola is the source of this 1617-nucleotide messenger RNA. RefSeq names its product PARP-domain-containing protein. The record is from RefSeq and is a predicted model, not a curated record. Bases 1 to 1617 code for a protein of 538 amino acids. Lineage: Eukaryota; Fungi; Ascomycota; Sordariomycetes; Xylariales; Xylariaceae. The transcript is spliced from 7 exons. Gene Ontology annotation, molecular function: NAD+ poly-ADP-ribosyltransferase activity.